AAACGCUUGCGGCUAGUUGUUCAGUUCAUUCAGUGAAAAUAGGUGCUUCAGCUACUAAAAGUAAAUUGGAAUUUUUUUUUCAAGAUAUAUUAAUUUAAUAACAGUAUUUGAAACUAAAAUACUUGUUAUGAUGGAGGAUCUCGACAAGGAACAAAUUGCCAUUCUAAGGAAAGCUUUUGAAGCUUUUGACCAUGAAAAGAAAGGAUGCAUCGGCACAGUGAUGGUGGGCACAAUCCUGGGAAUGUUAGGUCAUCAAGUCACUGAUGAGUCCCUCGCGGAGAUUAUCAAUGAGGUGGACGUUGACGGAUCUGGUGAAUUAGAGUUCGAAGAAUUUGUCACCUUGGCGUCAAGGUUUAUGGUGGAAGAGGACGCUGAAGCAAUGCAACAAGAACUUAAAGAAGCAUUCCGAUUAUAUGACAAAGAAGGUAACGGCUACAUCACAACAAGUGUUCUCAGAGAAAUCUUAAGAGAAUUAGACGACAAAAUCAGCGCUGAAGAAUUAGACAUGAUGAUUGAAGAAAUUGAUUCAGAUGGUUCCGGUACUGUUGAUUUCGAUGAAUUUAUGGAAGUUAUGACAGGAGGAGACGACUAAUUACACAAAUGCAGCCUGGCCUUAACAUCUGCAAAAUAUUAAGUUCCUACAUAAGUUUAUGCAAUUCGUUGAUUUAAUAUUUAAAUUACAAAAAUAAAGUUUUAUAUGUUAUUC
This is a messenger RNA of Parnassius mnemosyne (clouded apollo), 706 nucleotides long. The record is from the annotation of a GenBank genome assembly. NCBI's taxonomy places the organism in Eukaryota, Metazoa, Arthropoda, Insecta, Lepidoptera, Papilionidae.